Messenger RNA from Meira miltonrushii, 1266 nucleotides. RefSeq names its product pseudouridine synthase. The record is from RefSeq and is a predicted model, not a curated record. Gene Ontology annotation, cellular component: nucleus. The transcript has a single exon. Lineage: Eukaryota; Fungi; Basidiomycota; Exobasidiomycetes; Exobasidiales; Brachybasidiaceae. Gene Ontology annotation, biological process: tRNA pseudouridine synthesis; mRNA pseudouridine synthesis. The annotation marks the transcript as partial. Gene Ontology annotation, molecular function: RNA binding; pseudouridine synthase activity.
AGAUUGCCUAAGAAGAAGUGUGCGAUUGCAUUUGGUUAUUGCGGUAUUGGCUAUUCAGGCCUGCAAAUCAACCAUGGCGUCAAAACAAUCGAAGGUGAUAUCUUUGAGGCAUUUUGCAAACUUGCUGCAGUCAGUAAAGAGAAUGCUAUCAACCCAAACAAAGUUGGACUGCAACGUGCUGCCCGAACAGAUAGAGGAGUACAUGCAGCAGGGAAUCUAUUAACGAUGAAAUUGAUCCUCGAACCUCCAGGAAUAGGACCAAAUGAUCUUGUCAAGAGCAUGAACGAAAUUCUGCCCGAGUUCAUUCGUAUUUGGGGCUUUACCCGCGUUCAGAAUAGCUUCAAUGCACGUACAAGCUGUGAUAGUCGUCAAUACGAGUAUCUACUACCCACAUACGUCUUUCUACCGCCAAAGCCAAGAUCGCAUAUGUACAACACCCUACAGCAAUGGGCCGAAAAGAGUGAAGGGGAAGAGGCCGGUAAAGCAGAUGCAGACGAUGAUGAAGAGUACAGGCCGACGAUUGACUAUUUGCUAAAUCACCCUUUCUGGAAAAAGCAAGGUAGCGAUAAAGACUUCAAAUCAGACACAGCAGCCAAAAAACAGUGGCGCAUCUCGAUGAAACAGCUUAAUAGAGUUCGAGAAAUCUUUUCAAAAUACGAAGGAUCGCACAACUUUCACAACUUUACCGUCGGGAAACCAUUCAGAGAUCGUAGUGCACAUCGUCAUAUGAUCAAGCUGACAAUUUCCGAUCCAAAGAUCAUCAAUGAAACUGAAUGGGUUUCGAUCAAAUUCCAUGGACAAUCCUUUAUGUUACAUCAGAUUCGUAAAAUGAUCGGAUUGUUGGUUCUUGUGGGAAGAACAACUGCACCUGCUUCUUUGAUUCCCGAAACUUUUGGACCUGCACGUAUUCACGUUCCCAAAGCACCUGGACUUGGACUUCUACUGGAAGAACCAAUUUUUGGAGGUUACAAUCGACGCUUGGAAGAGACGAUGAAACGACAGAAUGAAGAUCCGAUCAGUGGAAACAGUGGAGAAGGUGGAAUCCGUAAAGAAUCUGUCAUCUUUUCUGCACGAUAUGGCGAUCAAAUGGAACAAUUCAAACAGAAAUGGAUUUACGACCGAAUCCAUCAAGAAGAAGAAGAAAAACAUGAAUACGUAAAAUUCUUGCAAUAUCUAGAUGUUUUGUCCGGAAGUGAUUUUGAAUACCUAAAUCCAAAAGGUGUUAUCCCACAAAGUGCAAUUCUCAAGGUCGGGGAACAACAACGC